Messenger RNA from Scatophagus argus, 3186 nucleotides. RefSeq names its product glycogen synthase 2 (gene gys2). The transcript is spliced from 16 exons. Gene Ontology annotation, molecular function: alpha-1,4-glucan glucosyltransferase (UDP-glucose donor) activity. Lineage: Eukaryota; Metazoa; Chordata; Actinopteri; Scatophagidae. Gene Ontology annotation, cellular component: cytoplasm. The coding region runs from base 141 to 2255 and encodes 704 amino acids. Gene Ontology annotation, biological process: glycogen biosynthetic process. The record is from RefSeq and is a predicted model, not a curated record.
AUCUUGUCCUGUUGUGUUCUGGAGGACUGUUCCUGCUGAGCCCAGGACCUCCACCUGCAGGCUUGUUUGAAGGAUUUCUCUUCAGACUGCUACAAUUUCAGAUUCCAGGUGGUUUCUGUUGGACCUCCAGACAUUUCAAGAUGCCACUGACACGAUCCCUGUCCAUGACAUCCCUGAGCGGGGUGCUGCCAGCCUGGGAGGAGGAUGACUUGCCUGUGGAAGACCUGCUGCUCUUCGAGGUGGCCUGGGAGGUCACCAACAAAGUUGGAGGAAUCUACACGGUGAUUCAGACCAAAGCUAAGAUCACAGUGGAUGAAUGGGGAGAGAACUACUAUAUGAUGGGGCCCUACUUCGAGCACAACUUUAAGACCCAGGUGGAGGGCUGCGAACCACCAAACCCCGCCAUCAGGAAGGCCAUGGACGCUCUCAUCCAGAACGGCUGCCAGGUUCAUUUUGGCCGCUGGCUGAUCGAGGGCAGCCCCUAUGUCAUACUUUUUGACAUUAGCUCUGCAGCCUGGAACCUGGACCGCUGGAAGGGGGACCUGUGGCAGACCUGUAACAUCAGCCUGCCCUACCAUGACAGAGAGGCCAACGACUCCCUCAUCCUGGGCUCCCUGAUCGCCUGGUUCUUCAAAGAGUUGACAGACCAGCUGGGAAACAAACCCAAUGUUAUUGCUCAUUUCCAUGAAUGGCAGGCUGGUCCAGGGCUUAUUCUCUCUCGCUCCCGCAAGAUUCCCAUGGCAACGGUCUUCACUACACAUGCCACCCUGCUGGGACGAUACCUCUGCGCAGGGAAUGCUGACUUUUACAACAACUUGGACAAGUUCAACAUUGACAAGGAGGCGGGUGAGAGGCAAAUCUAUCACCGUUACUGCCUGGAGAGAGCAGCAGUCCACUGUGCCCAUGUCUUUGCAACAGUCUCCCAGAUCACCGCUGUGGAAGCUAACCACAUGCUUCACAGGAAGCCAGAUGUGGUGACCCCCAAUGGUCUGAAUGUGAAGAAGUUUUCAGCCAUGCAUGAGUUUCAGAACUUGCAUUCCAUCAACAAGGGUCGUAUCCAGGAGUUUGUCAGAGGGCACUUCUAUGGUCAUCUCGACUUCAACCUGGAGAAGACCCUCUUUUUCUUCAUCGCGGGACGCUAUGAGUUUUCCAACAAGGGAGCUGAUAUUUUCCUUGAAUCACUGUCCAGACUCAACUACCUACUGCGGGUCCACAGAAAUGAUGUGACAGUGGUAGUUUUCUUCAUCAUGCCAGCUAAAACCAACAACUUCAAUGUGGAGUCACUGAAGGGCCAGGCAGUCCGUAAACAGCUCUGGGAUACAGCUCACACUGUGAAGGAGAAGUUUGGCAAAAAGCUGUAUGAUGCUCUGUUAAAAGGACAGAUCCCUGACAUGAACUCUAUUCUGGAUCGAGACGACUUCACCAUCAUGAAGAGAGCUAUCUAUGCUACUCAGAGACACAGCCUCCCUCCAGUGACCACUCACAACAUGCUGGAAGACUCAGAAGACCCCAUACUGUCCAAUGUCAGACGCAUCAACCUCUUCAACUCCAGGAAUGACCGUGUCAAGAUUAUUUUUCACCCAGAGUUCCUGUCCUCCACCAGUCCUCUGCUGCCAAUGGAUUAUGAGGACUUUGUUCGAGGCUGCAACCUUGGAGUGUUCCCUUCCUACUAUGAACCAUGGGGAUACACACCUGCUGAAUGUAGUGUGAUGGGCAUUCCGAGUGUGACCACCAACUUGUCAGGUUUCGGGUGCUUCAUGGAGGAGCAUGUCUCGGAUCCUACUGCUUAUGGCAUUUACAUUGUGGACCGGCGAUUUCGUUCAGCUGAAGAGUCUUGUAACCAGCUGACCCAGUUCAUGUUUAGUUUCUGCCAGCAGUCUCGGCGCCAGCGCAUCAUACAGCGGAACCGAACUGAGAGGCUGUCAGACCUGCUUGACUGGAGAUACCUGGGAAGGUUCUACAUGCAUGCACGCCAUCUUGCACUUAGCAGAGCUUUCCCAGACAAGUUCAAGAUGGACCCCACGGCUCCUCUGAAGACAGAGGGUUUCCGUUACCCCCGGCCAUACUCGGUACCUCCCUCUCCCUCUGCUUCCCUCCACUCCACCCCCCACCACAGUGAUGUUGAGGAUGAUGAUGGUGAGCCCUACAAUGAAGAUGAGGAGGCUGAGAGGGAUCGGCAGAACAUCAAGGCUCCCUUUGUGUUGGGUGCCGUGCCAGAGGGCAAGAAGAAGCAACCAGGAGAGUCAGGAAACUGAAAUUCACCAUGAUAACCUGCAGAUUGUACACAACUUUACAGUCACAGUUGCCCAGUCCUUAUUCUGGAUGUGUAGAGUAAUAACCAUCACAUUCCCAGAAAUAGAUUAGUAAAGGAGAUCAUAUUCCUGCUGCAAAAAAAUAACCCAUCUCCACUUUUACAUAAUGUAUAUCCACCUCUGCUUCAUAAGAUUGCAUGAAAAAAGUUUCCUGAAAGUUUGUGAAUUUGAGUUAAAUUUUUGUUUAAAAAAGUCCUUAAAGUUAUACCCUAGCCCCGAUCCAGGUCCAUCACAAAACUUUGAUUCAUUUUCUGAAAAUCAGUUUAAUUGUGGUGUUCCCCAAGGCUAAAUUCCUGGCCCACUGUUGUGUUCAGUGCUUCCUCGGAUAGGCACGAGAAUGAUGUUGUCUUCUCCUGCUAUGCAGAUGACAGACCAUUAUAUUAAUUGGAUAUAUUUUCUGCAAUCUGCAUCCAUAGACAGCCGCAGACUUCUAGUCAUGUAGACAAAUGUGCAGUUUCAGUCAUAUUAGAGUGGUCUGCUUUGAUCUGGUGUUCCACACAUACAAAUUUCCUGAUCCACACUCCAUUACAGUUGUUCGUGGUAAUGCGUCAUAAUGUUGCUUUCCAAUUGCCAUAACAAUCAAGCAGAAGAAAAAAUAUUUUCAUUAGGAAAAAAAAUACCCAAGGCAGCUGGCCACAGCACUAGCAAUGUGGGCAACACUCAACACCAGGCACAACCUACGACAACAACACUGAUUUCUUUCAUACAGGAGAGACGUGCAUCAUGGCAAGAUGGCUUACAACCAUGGCAGCUGUAAGGAAAGGCCUACUGAACUGGAGAGCUCUAUCACCAUGUACAAUUUGUUGAUUUGGACUUUGUAACAUGCUGUGAUACUUUGAAGUGCAUAAUAAAACCUGAAAGCUUGAAAACUUUA